Molecule: messenger RNA, 3066 nt
Organism: Ylistrum balloti
Lineage: Eukaryota; Metazoa; Mollusca; Bivalvia; Pectinida; Pectinidae
Product: collagen alpha-6(VI) chain-like
Exons: 7
Coding region: 26-1912 (628 amino acids)
Source: RefSeq, a predicted model, not a curated record
UCUACACACCAGAAACAAGCGGACGAUGAAGUAUAACAUGGCCAGGAUCGUUAUCAACCUAACAUUUCUUCUCUGCUUUAUUGGUUUACCUCGCUUCACAAAAGGUGCCAACUGUUUUGAGAAGGUAGCAGACAUAGUUUUUCUGCUAGACUCGUCCAGUAGCAUAAGGGAGGAACAAUUUCAGGAUCAACUAAACUUUGUACAAAAUGUAGCCGACAACUUUAAGAUAGGCAACAACAACAUACAAGUUGGAGCUAUAACAUUUAGCGACAAGGCCAAACUCAACUUCCACCUCAACACUCAUCAGAAUAAAUCGGAACUGAAGAGUGCCAUUUGGAGGAUACCGUACGUCGGAGGGGGCACAGAUACGGCGAAGGCAAUAGCUUACGCUCGGGAAGAAAUGUUUAAACCGGAUAAUGGUGGACGCGCAUGGGCAGCAAAAAUAUUGGUGCUGAUAACGGAUGGAUUCUUGAACAGAGGUCUUUAUGUGGAUGCCCAAGAGGAGGCUUACUUUGCUAAAUACAUGAACAUUACCGUGAUGGCGAUCGGUGUCGGCAGCGGCGUGCAGGACAUGGACCUGGAGGGGCUAGCAAGUACCCCGCGGGAAAAAUACGUGUUCCGGGUGGAUGACUACCAGGCCCUCAGUACACUGAAGAACGAACUGUCUAUCAAAACAUGUCAAGAUGCACCCCAGAAUGACCAAAUUUCCGAAGAAAAUCUAGAGCCUGAGGAAAAACCAAAAAUGUUGUGUGGCGGUAAGCCAGCUGAUUUAUAUUUCGUGUUGGAUUCCUCUAACAGCAUUCACAUUAGUGAUUUUGAUCGACAGCUGAGGUUCGUCAGUGAAGUUGUGGAUAUCUUUGACAUAUCUCCUUCCCAUACCAGAGUAGGGGUAACUUUAUACAGUGAUGGAAUCCACCCUGUCAUCCCAAUCAACAACGACUUUGAUAAAGAACAACUCAAACAUCGCGUCAGCAACUUAAGGCGUUUGACUGGAAACACAAAUACAGCCGCUGUUCUCAAAUAUAUGAGAGAAUAUGGGUUCCGGGAGGAUAUAGCAAGGUCGGAAGUAGCUCACAUUGUCGUUCUCUUGACAGACGGGAAGUCUACAAACACUAUCAAGACAGAAAUAGAAGCGAAACUGGCGCAUUCAGCGGGGAUAUAUGUAUUUGCUGUCGGUAUUGGGGACAUGGCGUCCAUUCCAGAGCUGAUGGCAAUCGCAAGCGAUCCUGACGAGAACUUCCUUUUCAAGGUCAACAAUUACAAUGCCCUACGCCAUCUGAAAAACAUACUUGCUAUCAAAGCUUGUAAAGUUGAAGUUACACCAAAUGAUGAGCCUGUCCUGAAUGACUUUGCUUGUGGCGUUUAUGGACCGCGCGAUAUUAUGUUUGUUUACGAUGAGGUUAACCUUGGUUUGGAAAAGUCAACCAUUCUUCGGAAGGCCAUAGGUAAAAUAGCAAAGAAUAUGGGUCUAGAAAGCAGACAUGACCAGCGAGUAGGAGUCAUGUCGGAAAUAUAUGCGCAUGGCUCUGAUGCAAGACUGACAGAAAUUCGGGACCAAACGUCUUUCGAGGAAAGAUUGAGUGCCGCAAAUGACGGAAAGCUCAGAGGUCUGCUGAGGAAAUUGCGCCAUCAUGCUUUUCUACCGGUCAAUGGUGGUCGGUCGAAUGCAGAACAUGUAGCUGUCAUAUUCUUGGACAAAAGUGCACAAAUAACACCUCGAGUCAUUCGCGAAGCGAAGAGAACAUCGUUUAAAAUUACAGUGUAUGUGGUUGUUGUUGGAAGCGAGGAAUCGGUGCCGGACGCAAAUCUGAUAUCUAGUUCGCCAGCCGAUCAGUUUCUCAUGCACGUACCUACAUACAAUGAUAUAUUGCUGUCAACGACAUCCAUCGCUAAAAAGCUAUGUGACGCGUGAGAUGUGAGCGAUUUGUUUCAUUGGUGCUAAAACUAAUAACUAUUCUAUUCUACCGAUACACAAACUCACCCCUAUUAUGUACCAUACAGUCUUUCAAAGGCUCAUAUCGAAAUGACUUCAUUUGUUACACACCGUUUUCUUAUCAGGGGACGACAUUCAUCACAGUUAAUAGUUUCAAAUGUAGGACAACAGUGUUGAGAAAAUUCAUGUAUUUCAGUUUGCUUUCAAUGUAUCAGAUACAAAAAAAAGCUUAUUUAAAAUGUCUAUAUUUAUAUAUAUCAUUGGUAAGUCCAAGCUUGUUGUUUCAAGGAUGAUUUCGCGUCACUCAUUUUCUCAUUUGUUUAAUUCUUUUAAAUUUUAAACAAAAUAUCAUCGCUCUCAAACAUACCUGAUAGCAGUAUUAUUAAGCAUUGAAUGUUUUGAACAUUCCAAUCCAUUUGGAUUACAUCUGUGAUAAUUUGUUUUCAGAUCAUAUGUUAAUUUAUUUGAGAAGAAUCUCUAUGUAAGUCAGUGUAUAUAAGAUUAGUGUCUCAAUAUAGCAGUAUAUAUUUAAUUGUCUCAUGUAGGAAUUUGGUUGGUGAAAGAGUCAUAUAUCUGUAUUUAUUAUUACAUGCCGUUUAAGCUCGACUGAUUGUAUUACCUGAAUGUAACUUGGAUAACAGCAGUUUCUAAGAUAUCUUAAUGAGCAAACAACCGAUACGAACAUUUAACUUCGUGGAAUGGUAACAAUUCAAUCUUCUAGCUACAAUAUCAUAUUUGCUCUCAUGCGAUUAGCUGAGCUUAAACGGGUCACUGGUGUUAUUUCGGAGAAAACGGGUUGCUUCGCGCUUCUUUUGUUCUUGCCUGUUGUUGUACAAAUGUAUAUUAUAUAUUCUGUCUGUUUAGUUUCGAUUGUAUAUCUAACAUGUGACGCUGUAGACUGCCUUAGUUGUUACUUAAAAUGAAAUCCGUCAUAAAGGAAUGAUAAAGUUUACAGAACGUAAUCAAAUGUUGUGAAAUCCAAUGAUUUUUUUUACUUUUCUACAACAUGUUAAAGAUUUUGCCAAUUUUGAAGGCUAUUGUAAGUUAAAUGUCGAUGCAUAAAUGUAUGGUGCCUCCGAUUUUGCGUGAAUUGAAGAAAUAAAUCUUUAUGAAGCAAUAUCUAUAUUGUACAA